AUGAAAGAGAUUCGCAGCUUUGUGGGGUUGGCCAACUACUACUGUCGGUUUGUGAAGGGAUUUGCUUCUAUUGCUUCACAUUUGACCCUUUUGACUAAAAAGAGACAUCUGAAGGUUCAUGAAAAGAACUAUCCUACUUAUGACUUGCAGUUGGUAGCUGUGGUUUUUGCGUUAAAGAUUUGGGGGCACUAUCUCUAUGGUGCCCGUUGCGAGGCAAAUGUGGUAGCAGAUUCCCUGAGCAGGAAAUCAGCUAAUAUGGGUAGUUUGGCUCAUUUGAUUGCGUCUGAGCAUCCGUUGGCCAGGGAGGUUCAGACUCUGGCUAAGAGUUUCAUGAGGCUUGAUGUGUCUGAUUUUGGUAGAGUUUCUUACCAUGCAGAGUUUGUGUCUAAUAAUAGUUACCACUCGAGCAUUGAUAUGGCUCGGUUUGAGGCCCUUUAUGGGAGGAGAUGUAGAUCUCCUAUUGGAUGGUUUGAUGAGUUUGAGGAAAGUCCAUGGGGUACUAACCUUUUUAGAGAGUCCUUAGAUGAAGUCAAGAAAGGUAAGCUUAGUCCUAGAUUCAUUGGUCCAUUUGCGAUUCUUAGUCGGGUAGGGGAGGUAGCUGAUGAGUUGGCUUUGCCUGCAGGUUUGUCAGGCGUUCAUCCGAUGUUUCAUGUCUCUAUGUUAAAGAGAUAUCAUGGUGAUGGUUCAUUUAUUAUUCGUUGGGAUUAUGUCUUGUUGGAUGAGAAUUUGUCGUAUGAGGAAGAGCCUAUUGCUAUUCUAGAUAUAGAGAUUGUGUUCCAGAGACAUCUUCCAGACGUCAUAUCUAGUGUGAGGCCAGUUCCCGAUCAGAUUGGAGAGUGA
Molecule: messenger RNA, 840 nt
Organism: Lycium barbarum (goji berry)
Lineage: Eukaryota; Viridiplantae; Streptophyta; Magnoliopsida; Solanales; Solanaceae
Exons: 6
Coding region: 1-840 (279 amino acids)
Source: RefSeq, a predicted model, not a curated record